UUAAAAGAGUCCACAUUUAUCAACACAAAGCCAUCAAGCAAGCAAAGCAAGAAGUCUCCAUUUCUCUCAAUCUCUCUCCGUCCACAAGGACCGUCAAUGGCCUCCAUCUUCAUGGGUUCUUGCAGAGUUCUGCUCUUCUCGGCUUUCUUCAUGUCUGUUUUCCUCUACCCAACUGUAACCUCAUUCGAGUUUGAAGUUGGAGACGACGAAGGAUGGGUUGUUCCUCCCGCAAAGGAUCAACAAUUCUACAACGAAUGGGCUUCACGGAACAGAUUUCAAGUCAACCAGACACUCCGAUUCAAGUACAAGAAGGACUCGGUGAUGGAGGUGAGCGACGAAGAGUACGACAACUGCAAAUCCAGUGAGCCAAUCUUCUUCUCCAACAACGGCGACACGGAGUUCAAGUUGGAGAGGCCGGGGCUGUUCUACUUCAUCAGCGGGGUCGCGGGCCACUGCGAGCGGGGCCUGAAGAUGAUCGUCAAAGUUCUGGAGCCGGAGAACCCGCCACCGCCGUCCCCACCAUCCGACGAUGCCUCAGCUUCUGCAACCAUGUCUUCUCCGACUGCAGUGGUGGCGGUGUUCUUGGUGUCAUUCUUUCAGGCUCUCUUGAUGUAGCUUUCUUAGUGCAUUAAUGGCCGUUUCCGGAGUAGCUGUUAACUGGUUUAGUGCAUCAGGGCAUUGUUAUUUUUACAUGGAUGCUAUGAAUUAGAAUGUGGCCACAUUC
This is a messenger RNA of Diospyros lotus (date-plum), 724 nucleotides long. RefSeq names its product mavicyanin-like. The transcript is spliced from 2 exons. Lineage: Eukaryota; Viridiplantae; Streptophyta; Magnoliopsida; Ericales; Ebenaceae. The record is from RefSeq and is a predicted model, not a curated record. The coding region runs from base 97 to 615 and encodes 172 amino acids. Gene Ontology annotation, molecular function: electron transfer activity. Gene Ontology annotation, cellular component: plasma membrane.